GUAGUUUUCAUUGGCAUGGAGACCCUGAGACGGAGUGCACCUGAGUUUUCAGAUUGGACAUUAAAAACUGAUGUGAAAGAGAUACUUGUGGACAGAAGAGUCAAGGUUCAGACGAUGAAUUACGUGGGGCAGUUGGCCGGCCAGGUGUUUGUGACUGUGAAGGAACUCUACAAGGGGCUGAACCCCGCCACACUGUCAGGAUGCAUCGACAUCAUCGUCAUCCGCCAGCCAAAUGGCAGCCUGCAGUGCUCUCCUUUUCACGUGCGCUUUGGGAAGAUGGGCGUCCUGCGCUCCCGGGAGAAAGUGGUGGACAUAGAAAUCAAUGGAGAGUCUGUGGACCUGCACAUGAAGUUGGGAGACAACGGAGAAGCAUUUUUCGUUCAAGAGACGGACAAUGAUCAGGAAGUCAUCCCCACGUACCUGGCCACGUCCCCCAUCCUGUCGGAAGGAGCAUCUCGCAUGGAGAGCCAGCUGAAAAGGAACUCGGUGGAUAGGAUCAGAUGCUUGGAUUCCUCCACGGCUGCCCAGGGCCUGCCACCCAGUGACACCCCAUCCACUGGAUCCCUGGGGAAGAAGAGAAGGAAACGGAGGAGGAAGUCUCAGCUGGACAAUCUGAAACGAGACGACAGUGUAAACACAUCUGAGGAUGAGGACAUGUUUCCCAUAGAGAUGAGCUCUGACGAGGACACGGCACCAAUGGAUGGGGGCAGAACCCUUCCUAAUGAUGUACCACCAUUCCAAGAUGAUAUUCCUAAGGAAAAUCUCACCUCAAUUCCACCGUAUCCCCAAUCAGCAUCAUACCCCAAUUCAGACAGAGAAUGGUCCCCCAGCCCCAGAAGCCUGGUAGAUUGCCAGAGGAUUCCCCCUCACCUUGCAGUAGUGGCCGAGGGAGUUCUUUCUAGCUCUUGCCCUCCACAGUCUUCCCACUUCCUCCAUGCUUCGGAAAGUCCCUCAGGCUCCCGUCCCUCCACACCCAAGAGUGAUUCUGAGUUGGUCAGUAAGUCUUCGGACAGGUCAACACCAAAGAAUAAUCUGGAAAUGCUCUGGCUUUGGGGUGAAUUGCCGCAGGCUGCCAAGUCUUCUAUCCCACACAAGAUGAAGGACUCCAGCCCCUUAGGGAACAGGAAGAUCCCCGAUAAAAUUCAUUUUCAGGCCAUUCACAGUGAGUCUUCAGACACUUUUAGUGACCAGUCACCAACCCUGGCCCAGGGGCCACUGGUGGACCAGAGCAAGGCUCAGAUAGAGAUGCAGUUUGUGAACGAGGAGGACCUCGAGGCCUUAGGAGCUGCGGCCCCACCUUUACCUGAGGCAGAAGAGCUCAAGCCCCCAGCUGCCAGCACAGCACAGACAACAAGCAAGACAGAUUCCCCUUCCAGGAAGAAAGAUAAACGAAGUCGACACCUCGGAGCUGAUGGCGUUUAUCUGGAUGACCUCACAGACAUGGACCCUGAAGUGGCAGCCCUGUACUUCCCCAAGAAUGGAGAUCCUGCUGGACUCCCCAAACAAGCCUGUGACAUCGGAGCCAGGUCAGCCAACCAGUCCCCACAGUCCGUGGGCAGUUCGGGCAUCGACAGUGGUGUGGAGAGCACCUCGGAUGGCCUGAGGGACCUGCCAUCCAUAGCCAUCUCCCUCUGUGGUGGCCUCAGUGACCACAGAGACAUCACCAAAGAUGCAUUUUUGGAACAAGCCGUGUCAUAUCAGCAGUUUGCUGACAACCCCGCCAUCAUCGAUGACCCCAAUCUUGUGGUCAAGAUUGGUAAUAAGUAUUACAACUGGACAACAGCAGCUCCUCUGCUGUUGGCGAUGCAGGCCUUCCAGAAACCUUUGCCAAAGUCUUCCUGCCUCAGUUACCUUCACGUGAUUUUGGACGCCAUUAGGUUUUGCCUUUCUAAAAUUUUCAGUCCACCCACAGCUACUGUGGAAUCCAUCAUGAGAGAUAAGAUGCCCAAAAAGGGAGGAAGAUGGUGGUUUUCCUGGAGGGGAAGAAACGCCACAAUCAAGGAGGAGAGCAAGCCUGAGCAGUGCCUGCCUGGGAAAGGCCACAAUACCGGAGAGCAGCCUGCACAGCUUGGCCUGGCCACCAGAAUAAAGCACGAGUCAUCCUCCAGUGAUGAAGAGCAUGCGGCUGCCAACCCAUCGAGCUCAAGCCACCUCUCUCUCUUGUCGAAUAUCAGCUACAAAAAGACCCUGCGGCUCACGUCUGAGCAGUUGAAAAGCCUGAAGCUGAAGAAUGGCCCCAACGAUGUGGUUUUCAGUGUCACCACACAGUACCAGGGCACCUGUCGCUGUGAAGGCACCAUCUACCUGUGGAACUGGGAUGAUAAAGUCAUCAUCUCAGAUAUCGAUGGGACCAUCACGAGAUCGGAUACUCUUGGUCAUAUUUUGCCCACGCUGGGAAAGGAUUGGACCCACCAGGGCAUUGCAAAGCUAUACCAUAAAGUAAGCCAGAACGGCUACAAGUUUCUCUACUGUUCGGCACGUGCCAUUGGGAUGGCAGACAUGACAAGGGGCUACCUGCACUGGGUCAACGAGAGGGGCACUGUGCUGCCACAGGGACCACUUCUGCUCAGCCCGAGCAGCCUCUUCUCUGCCCUGCACAGAGAAGUGAUUGAAAAGAAGCCAGAAAAGUUCAAAGUCCAGUGUUUGACCGACAUCAAAAACCUGUUUUUCCCGAACACAGAACCCUUCUAUGCUGCUUUUGGGAACCGUCCUGCUGAUGUGUAUUCCUACAAGCAAGUGGGAGUGUCCCUGAACAGGAUCUUUACUGUCAACCCCAAGGGCGAGCUGGUGCAGGAGCACGCCAAGACCAACAUCAGCUCGUAUGUGAGGCUCUGUGAAGUGGUUGACCACGUCUUCCCGUUGCUGAAGAGAAGCCAUUCCUCCGACUUCCCCUGUUCAGACACUUUCAGUAACUUCACAUUUUGGAGAGAGCCGCCGCCACCCUUUGAAAACCAGGACGUACAUUCAGCCUCAGCUUGAUACAACCAAGCAUUAAAGGAUAGGUUGUGGGGACGCUGGAGCUGCUGAGAAGGCUGAUAUACGGGCCAUCUACCUAGGAGAGCAUUUCUUCCAGUACCCGCUUGCCCCGGGGUGACAUUUCUCAGCAUGGAGGGUGGAUGGAGACUGCAUCUCAUCCCAUAGGCUUCAUGAGGAUUGGGUACACUAGUAGUGUGCAAAGCAGUCCUCUGUCUGGUUUAGCAUACACAGUGCUGCUCUCUUUAGCCCUUUCUAGCAAUUAGUGUGUGGUGUGCGUGGUGGACCCCUUACAGAAGGGGGCCGACCACCUGAGAGCUGCCUCAGUCUCAGUGUGGUCCCCACCCCAGGAACUCUGAUGGGCACAGUUUUUGGUGGCUGAAGAGGCACCUUUCUGUGACAGUGACAUCCGUGCCGCCUCCACACAUAGGGAUGGGCUCUUUUCCGAGUCUGAGUGCUCUGAAGGGAACCUGGGCCUCGCUAGGUCCCAGCCCUCGGGCUUUGACUUUAUAGACAGUCCUUUGCAGGAUGGCUGACUUGGUCUCAAUGUAGGUGCUCUGCUGUCUAAUUGCUCUAGUUAAAGAUGGCCCACGUCACUGGUGCAUCUCUCCCCAUCCCUCGUAGCUCAAGGCUGGGCUGUUUAUGCCUUAACACAUCCGAUGCAGGCAUUUGCUUAGAGUGCACUGUCUAGUUCUCUGUAGCUGUGACGCCUUAUGUUAAAAUGAUAGUCCCCAAGGCAGUGUCUCAUGUCUGCUUCCCGCCCGCCAUCAGCAAGGAAGUACCACUAAUGAGGACUGGAGCAGCACCUAGGCCAGGCGAGAGUAAUGCCUUGGAGAGACUGGUUGGUUUUAAGAAUCAUAGUCUCCAGAAGUGUCUUUGCAGUUAUUAUUUAUUACUUUGAUCUCACUGGGCUGCUGUUGUGCAUCCCAGCCAGAUCCUUAGGAUUGCAGCUGUCAUGAGUACAUCAAACAUUAAGUGUGCUAGACAAUCCAAAGAGCCUUAUUCUGUCUGUGUCACACACUGACCUUCUGGUAUUUCCAAACCAUUAAUUUUCCUUAGCUUUUUUUCCAUUCAGUCUAAGGGCAAGGAAAAAAAUAGGAAUUUGAGUGAUGUUCUUUAAGCUGAUAGAGGGUAGUUGUUGAACUGUCUCAGAAAAAUGUGAAAAAAAAAAAGAAGUAUUUUGGUAAGAGAUUUUGCUUUACUUUUGAAAGUUUUAUUUUUUUAAAGUGUUUUCCUCCUGAAAGAUCUUCCUAUUUAAAUGUCAUCAUUUGAGUCAGAAGAGACAAAAGAAAAACAAAACAGAAAAAAAGAAAAAGAAAAAAGAGCGGUAGAAAAGCAGACUGUUAUUCUUUCUGUGAAAGAAAACCUAGCGUCACUGCUGUUGUUGGAUUCCCUUAAGGUAGGAUGUGGUUCACACAGACCACGGGGAUAGACUCGGGGAGCACUCCUGCUGUGGACCAUAGACAGAUGAAGGAAUUCGGACUUGAGUGUGGAGGUUUUCUUCCCGGAGCGAAGGAAGGAAGCAAGCAUUAGUCCUGCCACUGUGAGCUCGUGGCUUGUCUUCUGGUGACCUUCAGAGGCCACGUUAGUCCUGCCACUGCGGUGUUUUGAGUGCAUUUGGAUUGCCGUGGACUGCAGACGAGCUCAUCGGUCUGCAGAGGCUCGUGGGCCUCUCAUGCUUGGGAGAAGCGUUGGAAUCUCCCUUUACCUGCCCUCUGCAGCCCUCUGUUUUCUGAGAGCACACAAUGGCUGGAGCCAGGAUCUAUUUCUAUAACCUGGUCUGCAACACACAGCAGUCCUCCCUUGUGCCUCCACAGCCAGCACACCUGGCUUGGGAAUCUAGUUUUAGAAUACCUUUAACCUCCCCAUCAUUCCACCAUGAAUCAGAGCACACCUUCACCAAACUCUAAGAACUCUGAAAUUCUUCCUGAGCCCGGUCCAGGUUGUGGUGUGAAGAACACCUUCAGGGAGGCCCCCAUGAGCUGAAACAGGCUCACUCACGCUGGCUUACAUGCAUAUGCACUGUAACCCAGUGACCCCCAGGGUCACAAGCUAGAAUACUGUAUAAGUACCACACAUUUCAAAGUUGCUCGGGAAAAUGAGUGACUCACUCAGUGACACGUCGUCAAAUGUUGGUCCCACAUGACGAAGGAGAACUCCCCUUUGGGUCUCAGGUUUGGAUCACUACUUCAGUAUGUUUUAUUUACAACAUUGACUGUGUGUUUGUGAAUGCUGGCACAGUGAUGAAAAUCAAUGUAAUAUUUCAUCGUGUUGUGCUUGAUGUGGAACUAGAAAUGCCUGUAAUAAACAAAAUGGAUGAAAGACUUCUGAAAAU
Phodopus roborovskii (desert hamster) is the source of this 5308-nucleotide messenger RNA. It is a transcript of the gene Lpin1, whose product is annotated as lipin 1. Bases 16 to 2979 code for a protein of 987 amino acids. Gene Ontology annotation, biological process: triglyceride biosynthetic process; fatty acid catabolic process; positive regulation of transcription by RNA polymerase II. Gene Ontology annotation, cellular component: nucleus; mitochondrial outer membrane. The record is from RefSeq and is a predicted model, not a curated record. The transcript has 22 exons. Lineage: Eukaryota; Metazoa; Chordata; Mammalia; Rodentia; Cricetidae. Gene Ontology annotation, molecular function: transcription coactivator activity; phosphatidate phosphatase activity.